AUGCUGUGCUGCCUGCUGCUCCUCGCUCUGCUGCUGGGGGCUGCCCUCCCACAGCCUGUGCACCAGAGGAACAGCUACUCAGUUCCUGAGGAUUUCUCUGCUCCCCUGGAGCUUCCCCAGAAGCACUUCGGCCUGGUGGAUGAUUACGGCAUCAAGCCCAAGCAGCCUGGCUUCAGGACGCGGGCGGCCCCGGUGCGGCCGGCAGAGCUGCGCAGAGCCCGCAAAAGCAAGCGCGAUGGGCUGGACCUGCUGGAGUUCUACGAGGAUGGGCGCCUGUGA
Molecule: messenger RNA, 279 nt
Organism: Melospiza melodia melodia
Lineage: Eukaryota; Metazoa; Chordata; Aves; Passeriformes; Passerellidae
Gene: FREY1
Product: Frey regulator of sperm-oocyte fusion 1
Exons: 3
Coding region: 1-279 (92 amino acids)
Biological process (GO): fusion of sperm to egg plasma membrane involved in single fertilization; sperm-egg recognition
Cellular component (GO): endoplasmic reticulum membrane
Source: RefSeq, a predicted model, not a curated record